AUGAGCACAAGUCCAGCAGUUGUUUCAGUUCUCAGGUUCAUAUUGCUUCUGGUGUUUGUUGGAUGGCUCAUCAUUUGGAUUGUGUUGCCUACCAAAACUUUCAGAGAUUCCUGGAGACCCAACUUACAAGACCACCUCACCUCCACAUAUUUUGGAGAUCAAGGGGUGAAUCUGGUGCUUUUCUCGUUCCCGGUGAUUUUCAUAGCAGCCUUGAGUUGUGUUCAUCUCCAUCUAAUCCAGACGAGGAAAUCAAACAAGGUUUCAUACUCGACAUACUACUCCACAAGCUUUGCUAGCUUCUGGAGACGACCGGCGAGUGUGAAAGCUCCACUGGGAAUUGUGACUGCAAUGGAGCUCGGUUUCGCAGUCAUGUUUGUUGCACUCUUGGUGUGGUCUCUUACCAAUUACAUACACGUCGGCUUCGCCCACCUCCACAAUAUGCAUAUGAAACCUAUUCCAGGCCUCAAAGAGUGGGAAGCAAAGCUUCGUAGUGUAUCGUACCGACUUGGGUUAACGGGAAACAUAUGUCUGGCAUUUCUGUUCUUCCCGGUAACUAGAGGCUCUUCGAUUUUGGCUAUGUUUGGGUUAACGUCGGAGUCGAGUAUCAAGUACCAUAUUUGGCUUGGCCAUCUCUCCAUGGUUCUAUUUGCUGCUCAUUCCCUAGGCUACAUCAUCUUCUGGGGCAUCACUCAUCAAAUGGCUCAGAUGCUGGAAUGGAGCAACAGUCAUGUAUCAAACGUAGCUGGGGAGAUUGCAAUUAUAUGUGCAAUGGCAAUGUGGGUGACUAGCAUUCCUCGUGCUAGACAAAAAAUGUUUGAACUAUUUUUCUACACCCAUCAGCUCUAUGUUCUCUACAUCGUCUUCUACAUACUGCAUGCCGGCGUUUCCUUCUUCUGUACGAUCCUUCCCGGAAUCUUUCUCUUCAUCAUUGAUCGAUACCUGAGAUUUUUACAGUCUUAUCAACGGGCUGAGUUAGUCUCUGCACGCAUUUUACCUUGUGAGACCAUUGAACUCAACUUCUCCAAGAGCCAAGGCCUGGAUUAUAAUCCCACAAGCAUCUUGUUUAUCAAUGUGCCUAGUGUAUCCAAGAUGCAAUGGCACCCAUUUACAGUGACUUCAAACUCUCACAUGGAGGCAGAUAAGCUAAGUGUUGUGAUUAAGAGUCUAGGAAGCUGGUCUCAGAAACUUUACCAGCAACUUUCUUCUAACUCGGUGGAUCAUAUUCAAGUCUCUGUUGAAGGACCUUAUGGACCUACGUCAUUGCAUUUUCUAAGGCACAAGGCUCUGGUGAUGAUCAGUGGAGGCAGUGGAAUCACUCCGAUAAUCUCCAUAAUCCGAGAAAUCAUUUUCCAAAGCACCAAACCAGACUCCCAUGUUCCGCCUGUUCGGUUGAUAUGUGCCUUCAAGAACUCAGCUGAUCUCGCCAUGCUACAACUCUUGCUUCCAAUUUCUGUCACACCUUUUAAUUUUACCAAGCUGCAGUUACAAAUUGAAGCUUAUGUGACGAGGGAGACACAGCAGCAGCCUCCAUCAGACCCCCACAAGCUUCUCCAAACCCUAUGGUUCAAGCCAGACCCCUUGGACUCGCCCAUUACUUUGGUUCUAGGACAAAACACUUGGCUAUGGCUUGGUGCUAUAAUCUCAUCCUCAUUUUUCUUAUUUCUCUUUGUUUUGGGCAUUGUCAAUCAUUUCUAUAUAUAUCCAAUUGACCACAACACUGGUGAACACUACCAUGUCUCUUUCAUUUGCCUGUGGUACAUGUUUUUGGUCUGUGCCUCCAUUUUCAUAGUCUCUAGUGCAAUCUUCAUUUGGUGCAAGAAACAAAAUGCCAUUGAAGAAGGGAAGCGAAAUCAGAAUGCGAAAUUAUCAACACCAGCAACUGAUAUUGAACUUCAGAGUUCUCCCCAUAAUCAUGAGUCCCUGAUUGCUCAAGCUACGCAAGUGCAAUAUGGAACUAGGCCUGACCUGAAGAAAAUUCUGUUGGAGACAAAAGGAUCUGAUAUUGGAGUGUUGGUUUGUGGCCCAAGGAAGAUGAGACAUGAAGUUGCCACAGUUUGUUCAUCCAGUUUGGCACAUAAUCUGCAGUUUGAGUCCAUUAGCUUUAACUGGAGUAGUACUCUUUCAUUGUCACAGAACAGCGAAAUGGAUUCAGGUACAGUUGGAGUGAAAGAAAAAGAAACCACUUCAAGUUAUGGAAUGCAGACUAUUAUUGGAUCAAUGAUGAUGUUUCUUUUGAUGGUAGUCUUUGUGGGUUACUCUAUGAUUUGGAUCAUGAUGCCCACAAAUACUUACUAUCUGCACUGGCUGCCAGACAUUCAUGCAAAAACAGAUUCCACAUAUUUUGGGCAGCAAGGUGCAGGCAUACUUGUUUACACAUUCCCAAUCUUAUUUAUUGCAACUUUGGGGUGUUUAUUGCUUCACAUACAAAACAAAACUGCGGAUAAUAAGAACCAAAGGUACCCUCUUUCUCUCUCUUUUGGGGUGAUGAAGUCAUUAUGGAAACGACCAGUGCUGGUGAAAGGCCCUCUUGGGAUUGUUUCAUGGAUAGAGCUCUCCUUCCUAGCAAUGUUCAUUGCUCUACUUGUCUGGUCCAUCUCUUCUUACUUGCAUGGUAUGUUUGCAACCAUCAGCCUACAAGCUGCAGCAAAGCGAGAGCAUGUGUGGCAAGCAAAGUUAGAAAGUACAGCACUAAUGCUAGGCCUAGUUGGAAACAUCUGUCUAGCCUUUCUCUUCUUCCCGGUGGCACGAGGGUCUUCGAUUCUGCAGCUCGUUGGCCUUACAUCAGAAGCAAGUAUCAAGUAUCAUAUCUGGCUCGGCCAUCUAGUAAUGACUAUCUUCACAGCUCACGGUUUAUGUUACAUUAUAUUUUGGGCCUGCACAAGUCAAAUUUCACAGAUGCUCAAAUGGGAGAAGAUUGGAAUAUCAAAUGUGGCUGGAGAAGUGGCAUUGCUGGCUGGAUUAGCCAUGUGGGCUACAAGCUUCCCUCGUAUAAGGCGCAAGAUCUUUGAGCUCUUUUUCUACACUCAUCACCUCUACAUUGUCUUCAUUGUCUUCUUUGUGUUCCAUGUGGGCUUCUCCUACGCUUGUAUAAUGCUCCCAGGCUUCUACCUCUUCAUGAUUGAUCGGCUUCUGCGUUUCUUGCAAUCCCAACAAAGAAUUCGUAUUGUUUCAGCCCGUGUCCUCCCUUGUGAGGCUGUUGAGUUGAGCUUCUCCAAGAUCCCAGGACUGAGCUAUUCUCCAACAAGCAUGAUGUUUCUAAAUGUGCCUGCAAUUUCCAAGCUACAAUGGCACCCUUUUACUAUUACUUCCAGCAGCAAUAUGGAUCCUGAUAACCUAAGUGUUGUCGUUAAAAGCGACGGAAGCUGGACUCGGAACUUGUACCAGAAGUUUGCAUCAUCAAGCACUUGUCCCAUGGACCGCCUUGAGGUCUCGGUUGAAGGACCCUAUGGACCUGCCUCAAAUAACCUUCUAAGGCACGAUACGAUAGUGAUGGUGAGUGGAGGAAGCGGUAUUACUCCAAUGAUAUCCAUAAUCCGAGAGCUCCUAUCUCAAGCCAAUGACUCAGGAAAGAAGACUCCACAAGUUCUACUCAUAACUGCCUUCAAAAAGUCACUAGACCUCACCAUGUUAGACCUCAUCCUCCCUCCUUCAGGCACAAACUUGGACAUUUCCUGCUUGCAAUUACAGAUUGAAGCUUACGUGACAAGAGAGAACCAACCGGCAACACAUAACCAAAAGCCUCUCCAAACAAUAUGGUUCAAACCAGACCCAUUGGAUUCACCAGUUUCUGCAGUAUUAGGCCGGAACAGUUGGCUUUCGCUUGGUGUCAUCAUAUCGAUGUCCUUCAUCAUUUUUCUCGUGUUGAUGGGAAUCCUCACACGAUAUUACAUAUACCCCAUUGACCAUAACUCUAAUCUGAUAUACUCUGCCUCAUAUAGAUCUGCCUUAAACAUGUUAUUGCUAUGUGUUUCCAUAGCCACAACUGCAACUGCAGUUUUCCUAUGGAACAAGAAACAAAAUUCAAAGGAGACUGGACAGAUUCAAAGCAUAGACACACCUCCACAGAUUACUACUUCACCAAGUGCUCGGUUUUACAAUGCUGAUAGAGAACUCGAAAGCGUUCCCCACCAAUCCUUCGUUCAGUCCACAAAGGUGCACUAUGGCACAAGACCGGAUCUUCAAAAGAUAUUAUGGGACUGCGAAGGAUCAAGCAUCGGAGUUCUUGUUAGCGGACCAAGGAAAAUGAGGCAAGAAGUGGCUGUAGUAUGUUCAUCACCGUCGGCACAUAACCUACAUUACCAUUCCAUGAGCUUCAGCUGGUAG
Fragaria vesca subsp. vesca is the source of this 4323-nucleotide messenger RNA. RefSeq lists its product as uncharacterized. Lineage: Eukaryota; Viridiplantae; Streptophyta; Magnoliopsida; Rosales; Rosaceae. Gene Ontology annotation, cellular component: plasma membrane. Bases 1 to 4323 code for a protein of 1440 amino acids. The record is from RefSeq and is a predicted model, not a curated record. The transcript is spliced from 15 exons. Gene Ontology annotation, molecular function: oxidoreductase activity.